Jatropha curcas is the source of this 2343-nucleotide messenger RNA. Its product is annotated as phosphatidate cytidylyltransferase family protein. Gene Ontology annotation, biological process: dolichyl monophosphate biosynthetic process. Gene Ontology annotation, molecular function: dolichol kinase activity. NCBI's taxonomy places the organism in Eukaryota, Viridiplantae, Streptophyta, Magnoliopsida, Malpighiales, Euphorbiaceae. Gene Ontology annotation, cellular component: endoplasmic reticulum membrane. The record is from RefSeq and is a predicted model, not a curated record.
CACAUUCGAAGACCAAAGACGCGCCUAAUUAAUCCUUUUGUCUCCAGUAUUGUAUAAAAACCUAUCCCGAAAGAAAAUUCUUCCCGCGAAAACAAAAUGCCACCAUUUUCAUAUGUUUUUUAAUUUAACUCUCUUCCUCGUUUUAAAUCAGAAAUCAGAAAUUAGACAUCAGAACAAUUUUUUUGGGUUUCCCUUCAAAUUUCGAUUCCGUUUCACCUAAUUUUCUAAUUUCGUAAAUCGCCGGCUAGGAGCGGCCAUGGUUGUUAGCUUCUCGCCGUUGUUUAACGGCGAGAGAGCCGUUGUUCUGCUUUUUAUCGGUUGCGUUCUCUUCUCCGUCCGCCUCUCUCUGCUCUUCCACGGCUCCAUUCUCGGUCUCCUCGCUCUUUUCGCUCUUUACAUCGAGAUAUGCGCUGAAACUACUUCUUCCUCUUCCAUUUCUCAAUUCAAAACCAGGCCUGCUGCUUCGUCGGGGAUUUUGCUAGGUGCAGUUACAUUACCUGCUGUUAUGCUUUCUAAAUUGGUACAGCUUUCAAGGGCAUUCUCAUUGCAUCAAAUUGAAUAUGAAGAACUUGAUUACAUGUCAGUGCAAUAUUGGGCCGCAGUUGCUAGCUGCUUCAGUGUACUUAUGUUCCUACGCUUGGUCAUGUGGCAUUCACAUAGCUCGUGGGCUGCUAAGUUUAGCUUUGGUUGUUUUCUUUUAUGUGCAGCGCAGUUGAUAUUGUCUACUGCUGGUAUAUCAACAGCAUUAAAAUUACUGUGGGUGCUCUCUCAUGGAUUUGCAAGUGUGAAAUUGGUGCAGCAUCUUCUUAAUACAUUUCCAUCAUGUGCUUCCAUUGGAGAAACACUUUUGGUGACUAUGGGCCUUGUUCUCUACUUUGGUGACAUGUUGGCUUGUACGAUCACAAAGCUUCAAGGAUACUUGAUUUCAUCUGAGUCAGUUCCUUUUCAGUAUGGAAUUAAGAGAAGUGAGAUUAGUACUAUCAUUCAGGGUUUACUUCUUGGUCUUCUUCUCUUCCCAAUUGUCUUUAAAUUUGUUCUACGGUUAUGGGCUUGCUUUUUCAGUGGAACAACCUCUGGAUCAGUGCCAUAUAAUGAGAGAGAAAGAGCUUUUCUAUUUUUUGCUUCACUUGGUCUUAUCUUGGUUUUGAUCAUCCCUACAUGGAUGCAGUUUGUCCAGGAUUUUCAAGUGCAUCCAUUGUUAUGGGUAAUAACAUUUGUCUUUUCGGAACCAGUUAAAAGACUUUCAUUGUGUAUCUAUUGGGUAUGCGUAAUAUACAUUUCUGUUCCACGGUUUUACAACAUAUCAAAGAGUAGUAAGAUUGAGCGGAUUCUUCUUCGAAAGUACUACCAUCUGAUGGCUGUUUUAGUGUUUCUACCUGCAGUUAUCUACCAGCCAAGAUUUCUUGAUCUUGCAUUUGGUGCAGCCUUGGCAGUUUUCUUGACCCUGGAAAUUAUUCGAGUAUGGAGAAUUUGGCCAUGGGGACAACUCAUACAUCAAUUUAUGAAUGCAUUCACAGACCAUCGCGAUUCUGAUCUCCUCAUUGUCAGUCACUUUUCACUACUAUUGGGAUGUGCGCUUCCCAUUUGGAUGUCUUCUGGGUACAAUGACCGACCUCUUGCUCCUUUUGCUGGAAUUUUGAGCCUCGGAAUUGGGGAUACGAUGACCUUUUCAGGAAUGGUAAGACAAAGAAGAGUUGGAAGGGGGCAUGAAGAAUAUGACGUGGCACCAGCAUCAUGAUUGACAGUUUCUUGGCACUUUAGGUUGAACCUUAGCACUCUUGGAGAAUUUUAGACCUCUAUUCAAAUUGGGUCAAUAUUUUAUCGAAUCUUUCAGCCCAGCUGAUGCUCGUAACCUUCUAAGCGAUUGAGAAUAACUCGUGUGACUUUUGCUGUAUUUCUGGAUAUAAUUGAAGAUUGAGACCAAAAAAAGAAGACAGAAUCUUAAACUGCAGUGUCUUACUGUAGAUUUUCAUGGGUUUCUGGAGUUGGAUCUAGAUUUUCCUGUAGUUCUCUGGGACUAUAAUUUAGCUGAAGUUAAUGUUGAAAUUCUGAUGACAGGAAUUUUUAUUUUUUGCUCUAGUUGUGAGUAUUUUCGGACAUUGUAUCUUGGUUGAUACAGUAGUUAUUCAAAUUGGCAGGAUGCAUGUGUUCAGUUGGCCAUUGGGAUUCUUAGGGCCUGAAUAAUUAUAUCUUAAGGUUGCUAUGCAUCAACAGGAAAGGAAUCUGAUAAUUGAUGUAAAUGACAUUGAUUAAACCCAUAGUAUUACCAACCAGUGUGUUAUUCUAUGGUUUUGUUCAUACUUGUUGUAUCUUUUAUAGAAUAAAAAUAUGGCUUUGCUUUUA